AUGCUGCGCGCCAUAAGACGCCAGCGACGCGGCGGGGACCUCACUACCGCUCGUCGUGCCGUGUGGCUUGCAGCACGCAGAACGAGCAGCAGCGCCGCCCCGGGCGGUUUACAGUAUGUAGAAAUUGGCAGUGUGAGAGCUCCGAUAUCAACGCCAAAGUCGCUGGAGUUAGUGCCCCGCGGGUACAUGACAGAGGUGCCGCAAGGACGGCAGAUCGCUCCUACUCUACUCGGACAUCUCCGAUGGAUGCUGCAGAAGGACCUUUUGCAGCAGGAUAUGUUCCUGAUAGGACCUCCAGGAUCUUCUCGACGACUACUGAGCAUGCGGUUCUGUGAACUACUGAAGAAAGAGGUGGAAUACAUUGCCGUGUCGCAAGAUACGACGGAGGCAGACUUGAAACAGCGUCGAGAGAUUGUCAACGGUGCAGCUACUUUCGCGGAUCAGGCUCCGGUUCGAGCUGCCAUUCAUGGCCGUGUGCUCGUGAUUGACGGACUUGAGAAGGCAGAGCGGAACGUUUUGCCCACGCUGAACAACCUACUCGAGAACCGAGAAAUGAAGCUAGAUGACGGGCGCUUUCUCAUGAAGGCAGAAAGUUACGACGCGUUGCUGGAGAGAGGGUUCUCAGCAGACGCUUUGGAUGCCCAAAAUCUGGUACGAGUCCACCCAGAUUUUCGUGUCAUUGGACUGGGUCUCCCGGUCCCUCCGUAUCCUGGCCGUACAUUGGAUCCACCCCUUCGAUCGAGGUUUCAGGCGAGAGACAUUCAACCAAAUUCGCCGGGUUCACAGCUUGAGGAACUGCUUGUUGUCGCUCCAUCUGUUCCAUUGCUUACACUCGAAAAACUUGUCGGCAUUCGAGAGGCUGUUAAUACGAUCGAAGCCACGUACGACGCUGGAACGAGUACAGGGCCGCGUAUGCCGCACUUUGACUUCCUGUCGCUUCAGCAUUGCGCAAAAGUGCUGGAGAAGUUUCCAGAAGCAAAUGUGGCUAACGCUAUACGCCGGUCUUUUCCGGUCCGAACCGAUGUUCUUGGAGCUCGAUCAGAGGCGAAUUCGAAGGCGCUGAAUCGCAUCGUUGCAAAGUUCAACGGUGAUCUCAAGAGUACAGCGUACAUGCUGCAAAGUGUUGCCAAAGAGUCUGCUAAAGAUAUGACGGCAACGGUGAGCUUUCGCUCCCAUUCCGACCAGAUUGUGCUGCACGACGUUCCGUGUGGGACAACGCGCGCACAAAUGGAUGCGAUGCCGGGGUUUGUGGAGACGGACGCUCAUUCCAAAGUUCUUGCCGAAAUGGUGCAAGACCAUACUGUCGGUAGGGACCUGUGUAUCCUCGGAGCCAAAGGCAGUGGGAAGUCUGCUUUGGUGAGGUUGUUUGCGUUUCGUUUGGGGUAUGCGACGGAGCUAUUUUGUCUGUUCAAGGAUAUGACCACGCGAGACCUCCUCCAGCGACGGUCAACUGACUCUCAAGGCAACACACAGUGGGAGGAUAGUCCGCUCAUCCAUGCUGCGCGAAACGGACACCUGUGCGUGCUGGAUGGGGUCCAUCGCCUACGAAAUGAUAGUCUAGGGGUGCUUCAAAGGCUGGUUCAGGACCGGGAGAUCGAUCUAGCUGAUGGCUCCAAAUUAGUAUCUCAAUCAACUUACGACGCUAUCAUGGCCGAUGCAAACAGAGCUGGAGACGUGCAUGCGCUGAGUCGAGUGUCUGCCAUUCAUCCCUCUUUUCGUAUUAUCGCAAUCGCUGAGGCUGAUGCUGCGGCAUUAAAAGGAACGAUUUCUCUGCCAGGCAAGGAGUCUACAUCUGCAUGGCUAAGCUCGGACAGCAUAUCGAUGUUCAGCUUUCAUUACCUCCCGACAAUACCUACAAAACAGAGAAGAGAAGUUGUCCAACGAUUGUAUCCUGGCCUCCCUCAUGAGACCACGAGGAUUCUGCUGACGUUUUCAGAGAAGCUGGAAAGCGCCAAGAAACGAAGUGCAAGUGCGGACCACCUUGCGCUUUCACUAUCCACGCGCCAGCUGCUGCGUAUUUGCCGUCGACUCAACGCAUUUCCCGAGCAAUCAUUGCAAGAUUUGCGCGCGUUAGUGCACGAUACGCUGCUUACCAAAUUCUUGUCUCCGUCGUGCAGCGAGCUAGUCGAUUCUCUUUUGGACGAGUGUAAAGCGCCGGCUUCGAACGCAGCCACGUCCGACUUUUCGGUGCAGAAAGCAGAUGUCAUUAGCGAAGAAGACGGAUACUUGCGUAUCGGUGAUGUAUCGUAUCCGAUCCAAACCCCGAGUAGCCCAGAGUUGGUUCCUCAGCCACACUAUUUUGAUAUUCCGAAGCAUACCCGUUGCAUGAAGGACAUGCUGCAGGAUAUUGUAGCCGGUCAAAAGCACCUGCUCUUGAUUGGCAACCAAGGCGUGGGGAAGAACAAGCUCGCGGACAGAUUGCUGCAAAUGAUACAGCAGGAGCGCGAGUACAUUCAGCUGCACCGAGAUACAACUGUGCAAACUUUGACGUUGGCACCAACGCUUGUUGACGGGAGCAUUUUGUGGAAAGACUCGCCACUUGUCCGAGCAGCCAAAGCUGGUCGAACACUUGUUGUCGACGAGGCCGACAAAGCGCCACUAGAGGUCGUUUGUGUUCUGAAGGGGCUGAUCGAGGACGGCGAGAUGCUUCUGGGUAAUGGCAAGCGCUUGAUCGAUCCCACUAAAGUCGCAACAGAAGAGUGGCACAAUGAGGACAACAUCAUCGAGCUUCACCCCAAUUUUCGAAUGUGGGUGCUCGCGAAUCGUCCAGGAUUCCCUUUCCUGGGCAACAACUUCUUCCGUGAGAUCGGUGAUAUCUUUGCAAGCCACGCGAUCGAAAACCCGGACGAAGAAUCGGAGCUAGCCUUGCUAACUGCUUACGCGCCGACUGUUCCCGUUGACACAUUGCGCCGGCUGUGUAAAGCGUUUGCCGAGUUGAGGGGUCUUGUGGAGAAUGGUACCAUCACGUAUCCGUACUCAACUCGUGAAGCUGUCGCUGUGGCAAAACACCUACAGCGCUUUCCAAGAGACGAAGUUGGAUCCGUACUGGCGAACGUGUUUGCUUUUGAUGCCUACGAUCGAGCGAUGCUUGCUCAAGUAUCGGAUGUCUUCAUGAGACACGGAAUCCGUCUUACCAGCAACAGUGGAGACGCUUUGUGUCUCGAAAUGAAUAUCACAACAGCGGACGGCAGCAAAGUGGGUGGACCAUCGACGCCCAAGACAGGUCUGGACACUCCCAAGCACGGCAAAGAGGACCCGAACAAUGAUCCUCAUGUCGGAGGCAAUACAUGGGCUGGAGGAACUGGCGGAUCGGACACAGCCGGACUCGGAGGCCGUGGUGGUCCCUAUCGACUUGACAAAGGUCAUCCGGUGCACCAGGUCUCCCAAGAAAAGAAGGAUGAGGUGUCAGCUGCAGCACGUGCCAAAGCCCAUGCCAUCGCACAAGAGGCACUUGCUGAGAAGUUGCGCGAGAUUGACAUGAGCAAUCACGAAUGGAAAACGUACGAAUCGUUUCUCAAACGCGUGGAGCGAGAGAGUUCGCAGCUGCGCGCCAUUUUGUCAAACUUGGAAACAGUGACGCAGGAACGCAACUGGCUGCGACACCAGUCGAGUGGCGAGCUGGACGAUGGCAAGCUUGUCGACGGCAUUGCUGGUGAGCCUCUCGUGUUCAAGCGUCGUGGCGUGAGUGACUCGCCGUUUCGAGCCCUGUCUGGAAAUUCACAGGGCCACGAACCCAAACGGAUGCUGUUUGUAAUGGACGUGAGCGGCAGCAUGUUUCGCUUCAACAGCGAGGACGCCCGCCUGAAGCGUAUGCUGGAGACGUCGCUGAUGAUCAUGGAGAGCUUCGCGGGCUUUGGGCGUGAGCUGGACUAUUGCAUCAUGGGUCAUAGUGGCGAUUCGCCCGAGAUCCCGUUCGUCGAGUUCGGAGCACCGCCCAAAGACCGCAAGGAGAGGCUCCAAGUGCUUCAGAGGAUGGUCGCUCAUUCUCAGUUCUGCCGCAGCGGAGACCACACUGUUGAGGCGAUCGAAUGUGGUGUCCAGCGCGUUGCUGCGCUUGGGGGUGAUGAUCGAUUUGUGUUUGUCGUGAGCGAUGCCAACCUCGAGUGGUACGGCAUUGAACCUCGAGAACUUGCUCGCAAGUUGCUGGCCGACCCGGGUGUGCAGGCCCACGCUCUUUUCAUCGCUUCGUUUGCUGACGAAGCCGAGGAGAUCCGAUGCGCGCUGCCACCAGGUCGAGGCCAUGUCUGCCUCGACACGUCCGACUUGCCGAGAACCUUCAAGCAAAUCUUCACUUCUGCAUUGGGCAGCAACUAG
This is a messenger RNA of Hyaloperonospora brassicae, 4314 nucleotides long. NCBI's taxonomy places the organism in Eukaryota, Oomycota, Peronosporomycetes, Peronosporales, Peronosporaceae. The record is from the annotation of a GenBank genome assembly.